This is a messenger RNA of Etheostoma spectabile (orangethroat darter), 900 nucleotides long. RefSeq names its product collectin sub-family member 10 (C-type lectin) (gene colec10). Lineage: Eukaryota; Metazoa; Chordata; Actinopteri; Perciformes; Percidae. Gene Ontology annotation, molecular function: growth factor activity. The record is from RefSeq and is a predicted model, not a curated record. Gene Ontology annotation, biological process: ossification.
UGCUGUGUGUGUUUGCAGUUGUGUUCAAAGACAUCUUUGCCUCUACUGAAGUCUGCACCAAUGCACUCCUACCUGGAGCUAAAGGAGACCAAGGUGAGACUGGAGAGGAGGGAGAUCAGGGAAAAGUGGGAAAAAAUGGACCACCAGGACUUCCAGGAGUGUCAGGAGAGAUGGGGCUUAAAGGAGAUGUGGGCCACCCAGGAAAAAUGGGUCCUAUUGGAGACAAAGGUAACAAAGGUGAUACAGGUUUAGAGGGGCCGUCUGGUUUAAAGGGGAAACCUGGCACAACAUGUGACUGUGGCAGGUACAGGAAGGUGGUUGGACAGCUGGAUGUCAGUGUAGGCAAGCUGAGGAAGGCUGUCAAGUUUGUGAAGAAUGUCCUCUUGGGGCUGAAGGAAACAGAAGAGUGUUACUACCUGCUGGUGAAAGAGCCCAAGAAGUUCAGAGAGGCUUUAAUAAACUGCAAGCUGAGAGGAGGCACCCUGGCCAUGCCGAAAACCAGCAACACCAACCGUCUCAUGGCAGACUAUGUCAGUCAAGCAGGAUUGACGAGAGUUUAUGUAGGACUGCAGGCUCAAAUCAAGGACACAGUUGGAACAAGUGAUUAUGUUUAUGCAGACUCCAGUCCUCUGCAGGGUUUUGCAGCUUGGAGCCAAGAGGAGGAGCUCAAUUCCAGAGUAUCCCCCAACACAAACUCAAGCUGUGUGGAACUGCUUGGCACUGGGACUUGGAGUCAUGUGGAGUGUGAAGCCACUUUGUAUUUUAUCUGCGAAUUCCCAAAAAGCAGGAGAAGAGGAGGAGCAGGAGGAGGGGGAAAUUAGAAAUCUAGAUUUGGCGUGGCUUACACAAAUAGAUCUUUCUGCACCUACAGAAUGCUGGAGUAAAAACGUAAAAAUACAA